AUGGCUGGCAUCAAUCAGACCCUUGGUGGCAUUGCUGCGGGCAUCACAAAUGGCAGCGACUUCUCACGCUAUUCACGUGGAAGAACGCCCUACAUGGUCGGCACUAUCACUAGCUGUGUGAUCACCAGCGUCAUCGUCUCCCUGGUUGGUCUUGUUACAACUGCGUCGGGACAAAAGUUGUACGGAGAGAUCUAUUGGAACCCACCGGAUCUACUCAUGCGCAUGAUGGACAACGGUAACGGCUCAUCGAAGGCACGUGCGGGGGUAUUCUUCUUGGCUGCAGGUUUCGCAUUUACCGCAAUGUUCGAGAACAUUUGUGGAAACGCUGUCUCCGGUGGAAUCGACCUUGCUGGCCUUUUCCCACGUUACAUCAACAUACGACGUGGUGCCAUCAUUACGUUUGUGGCGGCAUGGGUCGUUCAACCCUGGCAACUUAUCAACCGUGCCACUACAUUUAUCGCCGUACUGUCUUCCUUCUCGGUGUUUUUGGCACCAAUCAUCGGCAUAAUGGCAUGCGACUACUUCCUCUUGCGGAAGAGAAGGAUCCGCUUGAGUCAUCUAUAUCGAACUGAAAACUCGUCGUAUUGGUUCACCAAAGGUUUCAACUGGCGGGCGAUACCCUCAUGGUUAUGUGGAUGGAUCCCGACGAUUGGGGGUCUUAUAGUGACAGUAAGAGGAGAUGUCGAUCCACCACGGGCUUUGGUACAGCUCUACAAUAUGGCCUUCUUCAUAGGAUUUUUCAUCAGCGCUUUCGUCUUCUACGUCCUUAACAAGAUCUCCCCAGUUCCUGAUAUGGACCAGAUCGAUCCUAUCGAUUUAUAUGGUACCUUCACAGAAGCGGAGGCAAAGCGAGCUGGUGUAGCUCCGCUAGACGACAGCCCUAUUCUGAGAGGGGUAUCUGGGCGAAGAUCGACCGAGCAUGUUGUCAUUCAUGCAGAGAAGGAUGUGUGA
Molecule: messenger RNA, 951 nt
Organism: Alternaria viburni
Lineage: Eukaryota; Fungi; Ascomycota; Dothideomycetes; Pleosporales; Pleosporaceae
Exons: 2
Coding region: 1-951 (316 amino acids)
Biological process (GO): transmembrane transport; nucleobase transport
Cellular component (GO): plasma membrane
Molecular function (GO): nucleobase transmembrane transporter activity
Source: RefSeq, a predicted model, not a curated record